Messenger RNA from Sporisorium graminicola, 969 nucleotides. RefSeq lists its product as uncharacterized. The transcript has a single exon. The coding region runs from base 1 to 969 and encodes 322 amino acids. Gene Ontology annotation, biological process: catechol-containing compound metabolic process. The record is from RefSeq and is a predicted model, not a curated record. NCBI's taxonomy places the organism in Eukaryota, Fungi, Basidiomycota, Ustilaginomycetes, Ustilaginales, Ustilaginaceae. Gene Ontology annotation, molecular function: ferric iron binding; catechol 1,2-dioxygenase activity.
AUGACGGCGGCACCCAACGGCAGCUCAACCAACGGCAGCUCGAGCCUCGACCCGUACACCAAGCUCUGUCAAGAUGUGUCGGGUCCCAACGCGAACCCUCGUGCCAAGUUUGUGCUGGACAGUCUGAUGAAGCACCUGCACCUGUUUGCGCGCGAGGUGCAGCUGACCAAUGAGGAGUGGCUGGGCGCAUGCGAUCUGCUGAUCCGUUCGGGACAGAUGUCGGACGAUCGACGCAACGAGCUGAUCCUCAUCUCUGACGUGCUUGGGCUCGAGUCGCUCGUCGACAGCAUGGCGUACGAGCGCGCACAGGCGUCGUCGGGCUCUGCGAACAAGGCGGCCGGUGGUUUGGAAGCGACGCAGUCGGCGAUUUUGGGUCCCUUCUUCCGCGCCGGGGCCCCCUCGUACCCAAACGGCAGCGACAUUGUGCUCGACCACACCAUCACCUCUGCGGAAGGCAAGCUCGGCGAAAGCGCCUACAUGCAUGGCCGUGUCACCGACGCCGCCACGGGCAAGCCCAUCGUAGGCGCAGUCAUCGACGUCUGGCACACGGGUCCCAACGGCCUGUACGAACAGCAGGACCCCGCCCAACCGGACUUCAACUACCGCGGCAAGUUCACCACGGACAACGACGGAUACUACGCAUUCCGCUGCUUGCGCCCCACCUCGUACCCGAUCCCCUACGACGGCGGCGCCGGUGACAUCUUGAAGCUGCUCGACAGGAGCCCGAUGCGCCCGGCACACAUUCAUUUGCUCGUCGAGGCCAACGGCUACAAGCAACUGAUCACGCAGAUCUUCGACUCCAAGUGCGAGUACCUCGGCUCGGACGCCGUGUUCGCGGAUAAGAGCGCCCUCACCAUCGACUUUGUCCCACCGCAGAGCGAGCAGGCCAAGAAGAGCGGCAGCCAGCACGAAGUCACGUAUGACAUUCGUCUCGUUGCUGACAACCAGACGUGGAAGAGCACACACUAG